This is a messenger RNA of Rubroshorea leprosula, 570 nucleotides long. The record is from the annotation of a GenBank genome assembly. NCBI's taxonomy places the organism in Eukaryota, Viridiplantae, Streptophyta, Magnoliopsida, Malvales, Dipterocarpaceae.
AAAAAGUCUCCAUUUUUCUCCUUUCGUCUUGAGAAAUCAGAAUGCACAACGGCUGCCCGAAACCCGCUACCGGGGUCUCUGGUUCUGGUUCCGGUUCCGGCUCCGGCUCCGGCUCCGGGCUUCCUGGAAGCGGUCCCCUAGCCUGGCUGGAGCAUAUGAGCUUAAUCCUCAACAGACUCAGCCCUAAGGCUAAGAUCUGGUCAUGCGUGGCUUGGGUUCAUCUACUCAAUCAGGAAACAAAGGAUGCUCGGAAGAAGCUGAAAGCAUCAAAGGAAGAGCUAGCUAUCAGCAUGGAGUUGCUAGCAGGCCUUGAGUCUAGAAUCAACCAGAUAAGGGUGGAAAACUAUCUCCUGCUUUGGGAGAUGGCUCUUCUUGACGCCCUUGUUGAAGAUUUCUUGGAUGAUAUAGAUCCCCAAGGUGAUUGAUAGACAAACCCUAUCUUUUAAAUAUAGGGUUAGAUCAAUAAUAUAUUUAUAGGUAUGUGUGUGAGUGUGCUUGUUCUCUUUAUAGAGUAUAUAAGCUGCACCCAAGUUUUUUUUGGAGUGCAUGCAAUAACAAUUUUCAUGUGUA